AUGCAAGAGCCAUUCUCCUAUGUGCAGGAAGAAACAUGGGACCAAGUGUAUUCAAGAGAGGACGGAGAGCCUUAUAUUGAUGAUCACGAUAUUCCGGCCGGUGAGAAUUCGUCCAUCGGAUUCCAAUGGCUAUGCAGCGAUUCUGGUGGCGGUGGCGUCCGACCCGAAGCCUACAUGAUGCACUACGCCGCCACAAACGGUGUGCUGGCCCCGUCGAUGCGGGCUUUCCGUGAAAUGCAGAUCAUGUAG
This is a messenger RNA of Diaporthe amygdali, 249 nucleotides long. RefSeq lists its product as uncharacterized. The transcript has 2 exons. Lineage: Eukaryota; Fungi; Ascomycota; Sordariomycetes; Diaporthales; Diaporthaceae. The coding region runs from base 1 to 249 and encodes 82 amino acids. The record is from RefSeq and is a predicted model, not a curated record.